Molecule: messenger RNA, 1953 nt
Organism: Lodderomyces elongisporus
Lineage: Eukaryota; Fungi; Ascomycota; Pichiomycetes; Serinales; Debaryomycetaceae
Gene: NDC1
Exons: 1
Coding region: 1-1953 (650 amino acids)
Biological process (GO): spindle pole body localization; nuclear pore organization
Cellular component (GO): spindle pole body; nuclear pore transmembrane ring
Molecular function (GO): spindle pole body-nuclear membrane anchor activity
Source: RefSeq, a predicted model, not a curated record
AUGCUGGAACCAGCUCCUAAACACAUUGCCAAAGACGAGUAUCAUCGUCUUUUCAAAAAAGUAUACAAUAAACGACUAAACUACGUCCUCAAUGUCAAUAUCAUUUUAUCCAUCAUCCUCAUUUUUCUACUAGACCUCCAUCAUGCAUCCUCUUGGGUUUCUUGGAACCAAAUCUUGGUCUCAUUGUUUGUUAAAGGGCCAUUGUUCUUUACUGCUUUAACAAUGAUUAGACAAGCGAGGAAAGGAUUUUCAACCGUGGAAUACUCUCUGCACAAGACCCUUGCGACUCAAGUUUACCACUCAUUAUUUUCCAAAACAUUCAUCCACAUCACAUUAUUUCACGUUGUAUCGGCUAUCCUUUUCUAUGGAGUCUUUAUCUUCAAUUUGCCAUUUACUUUUGAUUACUAUUUGGUGUCCAAAGAGUAUAGACAGAAUCCGCAAUUGAAUGAUGAGUGGGUCCAGUAUUGGGUGAGCUCAAUUAUGCUUGCUGCUUUCUACUCGGCAAAUCAAUUGAUAUUUCAAAGAAACAGACUCUGCUUCGAAAUUGGCAACUUUAGAAACAAACUCGAGAAAACUCUUUUUUCACAUGUGCCACAAGCAGUGGGUAACGCCCUUGGAUUAAACAUUGUAUUCACAUUUGCAAAUCCUUUCAUAUAUUGGAUCAUCAAGCCAUACUUGUAUAAAGUAUUGUUCCCACUUGCCUUGAUUGGAAUAGAUACUACUUUACCACCAAGAAACACUACAUUUGCAACAUACUUUAAAGUCGCCUACUUGUCUUUUACUGUUUUACUCAGUUGGGAGUUUGCAAAUCACGUUUUCGAUGUUUAUGCGACUAUUGGGUGUCUAGAUGGCGAUAAACCUAUUUCUUCAUACAGCCCCGAGCCUUUAAAAUGUUUGAUUUCGGGGCUCUCUAAUGUGUCAUCAACCCACGAAUUGAGUAGAUUGACUGCAUUCCAAGAGUUAUCUUAUCUUGCCACUAGCAGGGACAAAGAAGCAAUAAAGAUGCGUUUAGCGUUGUUCAGUGCACGUGGAAAGAAAGAAGAUAUAUGGCCUGCGUUGUAUGAAGAAUGUUCACUUGUGAUUCGAGAGGCUAGCGAUGCCAUUAGCCACAGAAGCUUGCACGAUAUCAAGGCUAGAGAUGUAGGUAAAAAAGUGAGAUACUUGGAUGAGGAUGAAGAUGAUAGUAAAAUCUUUGGCAACUCCUACACGUACUCCAGCUUACGGUCAACAACAAGUUCCGGUGCAAGUUCUGGUGCAAGUUCUGGUGCAAGUUCUGGUGCAAAUUCUGGUGCAAGUGGAACCACUACCAGGGGUAACAUUGCAAGGUCAAACGAGAAAUUAUCCAACAAUACAAAACGGUCGAUUGAAAAUAAAUUGUGGCAUAUAUGGAAUAAAGAAGUUACACUCCCAUUGCAAUCACUUAUUAAAACGUACGUACCGCCUACUAUACGCAAACAGAUUGCUAGUUUCAAGAUUGAUACGGUCAUCUAUGAAUACAAAAACCAAUUUUUGCAAACAAAAGCAGGGUUGAUAUUCAGAAUCACUGUAAAGAGAGAUGCCGAGUCUAGAGUAAGAAACCCUGUGAAUGUUGGUAAUGCCAUCAUUUCGCUUUCAAAUUUACUCCAACGAUCUGUUGAAGAAGAUUUAUGGGCAAUAGUUUCGCCAGCAGACAUUACCCUGACCUUGAACAUUUUUGAACGCAUUGUUAGCACAUCUACCAAUUAUGUUGACUUACCACCUGCAUCCAUAUACACCAAAGGUCAAUCAAGAAAGCUGUUGAUUUAUCAUAUCAGAAAUUUGGCUAUGCAUGAGUUUUAUGAACUUUGUGUUCAAUUCAACAGCCAGUUGAAUGACUUGAACUUGAGCCAAAAGACCUACAAGUUGGCAAAAUGGGUUAUUGAUAUUGUCAUUGCAGAAAAGCAACAGUCAGAAAGAAGGGGGUUGGCAAUUUAG